GCCCUGCUCGCCCGCCGCCGGUGCCGAGCUCCGGGCCUCAGCUCCAGCGCCGGGGCAGCGCUGCCUGCGGCCGCGGGGGAGCGCAGCGGAGCCGAGCGGAGCGCAGCAUGCGGGGCAGGGGCUGCAGGCGGCGCCGGGGCCGGCACCGCGCUCCCCGGACAUGAAGCGGCCAUCGGAAGCUCCAGCAACGAGUGCAAAGCUAACUGCACAAGUUAUCUGUGGCAAGGAGCACUGGGAGACAGCUAAAAGACAGUGACAAUGUCUUUAAACUGGCAGACACUUCCUACCCGACUUGGAGUUUUUAAAGUGAGCUGCAGAGGACUCGCCUGCCUCUUGGUCUUCACCGUGAGUGUUUGUGGCAGUGCCCCGGGGAUGUGUCCAGCAGCCUGCAUCUGUGCCAGUGACAUCGUGAGCUGCACAAAUAGGAACCUCACUCGAGUGCCAGCAAACCUUUAUAAAUGUAUCAAAAGGCUGGAUCUGAGUUACAACAGAAUUGGGAUUUUGGAGCCUGAAUGGGUCCCAGUGCUGUCUGAGAAACUGAACACUUUAAUAGUCAAUCAUAAUAGCAUUAGCAGCAUUAGCAUUGGGAGCUUUUCCAUGACUCCGAACCUGAAGUAUCUAGACUUGUCAUCCAACAGCCUGAGAACACUGAGCAGCCCUGUGUUUCAUGAGCUAAAGGCGCUGGAGGUUCUCCUGCUGUACAACAAUCAAAUAACACACAUCGAGUCUUUAGCCUUUGGAGGAUUGUACAAAUUGCAGAAGCUGUACCUAAGCUACAACUUGGUCUCACAUUUCCCACUGGACUUAUAUGUUGGAAAACACAAACUGACAGACCUUGUGUUGCUGGACAUUUCCUUUAAUCGCAUCCAGACGAUGCCUAUUCAGCGCCUGAGUUCAGUGCCAGCCAAACAACUUAGUGGAAUUUAUCUUCAUGGCAACCCAUUCUAUUGUGACUGUGUCCUGUACUCCAUGCUAAUCUUCUGGUAUCAAAGGCAUUUCAGCUCAGUGGUGGACUUCAAAAAUGAGUACAGCUGUUUGUUGCAGUCAGACCCAAGAGGUCACAAUAAACUGCCUUUGCUGCACGACAGCUUUAUGAAUUGCUCUGAAAGCACCGUCAACAGCUCUUUCCAAGCCUUUGGGCUUAUUCAUGAUGCCCAGGUUGGUGACAGGCUGAUUGUACACUGUGACAGCAGAAUCAGCGAUACAGGCACACAGUUUGUUUGGGUUAGUCCUGACAACAGAUUGCUGGAGCCAGACAGGGAGACCGAUAACUUCAAGGUGUUUCCUAAUGGCAGCCUGGAGAUAACGGAUGCCCAGCUAGAGAACUCAGGGCUGUAUUCCUGCAUUGCAAUAAAUAAGAAAAGACUAUUAAAUGAAACCAUAGAGGUCAGAAUAAACGUUAGCAAUUUCACAGUGAACAGGUCCCACGCUCAUGAAGCAUUUAAUACAGCUUUUACCACCCUUGCUGCCUGUGUGGCCAGUAUUAUUUUAGUGCUGCUGUAUCUCUAUCUGACCCCCUGCCCGUGUCAAUGUAAGGGAAAGAAGAAGAAGAGGAAGCUGAACCAAAGCAGUGCCCACCCAUCCAUACUGAAUUCCGCGCUGCCGCAGGAGCUGCCAGCUGACGAGAAGAAGGCAAGCACUGGGAAACGGGUGGUGUUCCUGGAACCCGUGCACGAGCCCAAACAGAGUCAGAAUGGGAAGGUAAAACUGUUUCCUAACGACAGUGUCGUUACAGAGAGUAUCUUAAAAACUACUCGAACAAAAUCUGACUCUGACUCUGUCAACUCUGUGUUCUCAGAUACACCUUUCAUGCCACCAGCUUAGUUUGCUGCCUGUGUUUGUAUCGUGCAGUUCCCUUUCUGAAUACCUCCUUUGCCUGUAGCAAAACAUCAGGACAAACAAAUAAAAAGAGAUAAAAUGUUUUAAAAAA
Oenanthe melanoleuca is the source of this 1930-nucleotide messenger RNA. RefSeq names its product adhesion molecule with Ig like domain 2 (gene AMIGO2). Lineage: Eukaryota; Metazoa; Chordata; Aves; Passeriformes; Muscicapidae. Gene Ontology annotation, cellular component: plasma membrane. The record is from RefSeq and is a predicted model, not a curated record. Gene Ontology annotation, molecular function: protein binding. The coding region runs from base 259 to 1824 and encodes 521 amino acids. The transcript has 2 exons.